Messenger RNA from Panthera uncia (snow leopard), 3032 nucleotides. RefSeq names its product phosphatidylinositol glycan anchor biosynthesis class Z (gene PIGZ). The record is from RefSeq and is a predicted model, not a curated record. Gene Ontology annotation, molecular function: alpha-1,2-mannosyltransferase activity. Gene Ontology annotation, biological process: GPI anchor biosynthetic process. Gene Ontology annotation, cellular component: endoplasmic reticulum membrane. NCBI's taxonomy places the organism in Eukaryota, Metazoa, Chordata, Mammalia, Carnivora, Felidae.
AUGCAGAUCUGUGGAACCAGAAUUGCGUCUGGAGCAACUGAGAAGCCAUUCUAGGCUCUUGGCCCAGUGUCUUGGCAGCAAGUUGACCUGAAGAUGGCACUCAGGGCCCUGUGGGGCAGCCUCAGCCUGCUCCGUCUGCUGUGGUGUCUCCUUCCGCAGACGGGCUAUGUGCACCCAGAUGAGUUCUUCCAGUCACCUGAGGUCAUGGCGGAGGACAUCCUGGGUAUAGAAGCUGCACGGCCAUGGGAGUUUCACCCCACCAGCUCCUGCCGCACGGUGGUCUUCCCACUGCUGACCUCCGGCUCUGCCUUCUGGCUGCUCAGGCUCUGGGAACAGUGGGGGCCAUGGCCGGGCCCGGUGAGCGGCUACGUGCUGCUGGUAGGACCCCGGCUCCUCCUCACUGCCCUCUCCUUUGCCCUGGACAUGGCCGUGUACCACCUGGCCCCGCUGUGGGGGGCGGAGCGCUGGAACGCCCUGGUCCUGCUGUCUGGUUCCUACGUCACUCUGGUCUUCUACACAAGGACCUUCUCCAACACCAUCGAGGGACUGCUCUUUGCCGGGCUGCUGGUGCUGGUGUCCCCCCGGUUAGCUUGGAGCCCCACACCCAAGAAGCCUGCUCCAGGCCCCUGGUGGCACAGCUGGCUUCUCGGGGGCGUCGUGGCUGCCGGCUUCUUCAACCGGCCCACGUUUCUGGCCUUUGCUCUGGUCCCGCUCUUCCUCUGGAGCAUUUGUGGAGCCACAAACCCUGGCUUCAAGUCACUGACGAAGGAAGCCCUGGAGCUGCUCCCAGGGGCAACCCUCGUGGCAGCGGUGUUUGUGGCUGUGGACAGCUGGUAUUUCUCCAGUCCAUCUAGAUCCACUACCCUUGUUCUGACACCCGCCAACUUCUUGUACUACAACCUGGAUCCUCAAAACCUGGCGAGGCAUGGCACACACAUGCGGCUGACUCACCUGGCCGUCAACGGUUUCCUGCUCUUUGGGAUGCUGCAUGCCCGGGCCCUGCAGGCUGCGUGGCAACAGCUGCAAGCCUGCCUCCAGGCCUUUGCACGAACGGGCUUCCCGCGGGCUCUGGGCAGCUGGAGCCUGCUGUCCAGCCCCAGGCCUUGCCUCCUGCUCCUCUACUUCAUGCCUCUGGCCCUGCUGUCUGCCUUUAGCCACCAGGAGGCUAGGUUCCUGAUCCCCCUCCUGGUCCCCCUAGUCCUGCUUUGCAGUCCACAGGCCCAAUCUGUGCCCUGCAAGGGCACCCUGGUCCUCUUCAACAGCCUGGGCGCCCUCUUCUUCGGCUGCCUGCACCAGGGAGGCCUGGUGCCUGGCCUGGAGCACCUGGAGCAGGUGGUUCACGCACCUGUGCUCCCAAGCAUGCCUACCCACUACACACUCCUCUUCACCCACACCUACAUGCCCCCCCGGCACCUCCUGCACCUCCCGGGCCUGGGCUCAGCUGUGGAGGUGGUGGACAUGGGUGGGACGGAGGACUGGGUCCUGUGCCGAGCCCUGAACAACUUCACCAGACAACCAGCCUGCCAGGUGGCUGGUGGGCCGUGGGUCUGCCGCCUUUUUGUGGUGACUCCUGGCACCACCAGGCCUGCCAUGGAGAAGUGCCAUUUCCCUCUCAAGAGUGAGGCACUCCUGUUUCCCCACUUGACCCUGGAAGACCCGCCAGCCCUGUCCUCUCUGUUGAGUGGGGCUUGGAGGGACCAUCUCAGCCUUCACAUCUUGGAACUGGGGGAAAAGCCUGACAACGUGACAGAAAAGUCACUGCCUAAGAUGCAGCCAUAGGUGAAGGCACCAUUCCACCUUCUAUGUGGGUAGCUGGGCUGGGACAGAGCCCUGAUUCUCUUCCUUUCCUUUCCCUUCCAGAAUUCCCACCACUGCCUCUCCUGUGCAUAGGCUUUGGCUGCUCUACCUUCGGGGUAAGCUGGCACCUUUUUCCCCUUAAAGACCAAAGAUCUGACCAGUCACAAUCCUGAUGCGAAAGUCCCCAAAGAACCAACCACUGGUGUAACCAAUGGCGCCUAAUGUCUGUUCCUGCUCUGUUUCUUCUAGCCGCUGUGGUGUUGUGACAUGUAAUAGCACCUGGUUAUGAAAAGAGAGAUUUGCUAAUGACAUUCCUGAAUGACCUCUCUCAAACCUUCCAGGAUGCCUUACUUCCUGCUGUCCUGAUAACCCUCUGGCUUCCUAGAUACCUGGGAAGGAGGCAGUGGGGUGAUGUAGAAAGACCAGGUAGUUCAGACUCUGGAGACCAGAGUUCUAGUCCGUGGUUUGCCUGCCACUCACUGGCUGUGUGAUCUUAAGAAAGCCCCUUCCCCUCACCUAGCCUCAGUUCCCAAUCUGUACAAUGGAUGAGGGGAUCUCUGAGGUUUCUGCCAGCUGACACUAUGGCAUGCCUUGGUCUGCAGCACAUGUCCCCUGGCUAAAUAUGCAUAUCUCUCCCAAAGCUCAUUAAGCAUAGACUGGCGGUAUAUUUAAGGGCACUCUGAUGCCUGCUGUCUCAGCGUUUUGUUAUUACCGAGACAAGUAGUUCUGGAACUUUUCUCCCCACCUUCUUCUACUCCUGUCCAUGAGAGAGGUGGUAGGACAGCUUACCCUUUAAAGACCAUUGUCCUUCCUCAGCCCACCUGAGUGGGAAUGGAGAACACACAACGCUGUUAAUAGCUGGUUGCACUUGAGAGCAAUCUGAUGCUACCAGAGACUUCUUAAAAGUGGUCUGGUCACUCUCUAAGCUCAUAGCCCCCGUCUGAAACCUCUUCACAGGAUGAAGAGCAAACCCCAUGCCAAACCAACACCUGCUCUGGUAGAAGCCAUCAUAGCCCCACGCACGAUGCUCUCCACAUCUAAAGGCACCUGUACCCAUCCACUGGGAACGCGAGGAGCUCUGGCACUAAACCUGUCCUCAUUCUCCCUGCUCAAGUCUCUACCAGCUCAUAAGAGGCACCCAGGCCACAGAAAUCAGUGAGCUGGAAAUCAGUACAGAGCAGGAGACCAAACCUGGGCAUUUUUCUAGUCCUGUCUUCUGCUGGCUAAGGCUUGGG